UCUGUGACACAUAGAUGCAACAUAUGCGAAUUAUAGCUUUUAUUCGUGACAUUUUGAUAGAAUUUAACAUUUCUGUUUGAUGUUUGAUGUAGGCAAAGUAAAUGAUGGCCUUUGCGGACUUUAUUUGUUCUUUAUUUAAAUGCAGGAAAAGCGGAUGGUUGUCUUUGUGGAAGCCUCUGUUCUGGAGGACCCAGCUCUCGCCAGAGAUCCUAGGUUUCAAAGCGUUCGGGAUAGAUUACAAACCUUUAGGGAUGGCACAGAUGACUUGCAGGAUAAAAUUGAUUUUAUCGUCUGCUUGGGAGGCGACGGCACACUUCUUUAUGCCAGUCUGCUGUUCCAACAGUCAGUACCACCUGUAAUGGCAUUUCACCUUGGUUCCUUAGGAUUUCUCACACCCUUCGAAUUUGAUAAUUUUCAGGAGCAAGUGACCAAUGUUCUCGAAGGUAAUGCGGCCUUAACUUUAAGGAGUCGUCUUAGAUGCGUCAUUAUACGGAAGAAUGAAGACAGUCAGCUGGCAGAACCGCCGACGAGUCUCUUGGUAUUGAAUGAGGUUGUAGUGGAUCGAGGGCCCUCACCUUACCUUUCGAAUAUCGACCUAUUCAUUGACGGCAAGCACGUCACGAGCGUCCAGGGUGACGGCUUGAUCGUGAGCACGCCGACCGGGUCGACCGCUUAUGCAGUCGCCGCUGGGGCCAGUAUGAUUCAUCCUUCAGUUCCUGCCAUUAUGAUCACGCCUAUCUGCCCUCACUCUCUGUCCUUCAGGCCGAUUGUCGUACCUGCCGGGGUCGAGCUC
Messenger RNA from Wasmannia auropunctata (little fire ant), 793 nucleotides. RefSeq names its product NAD kinase-like. The transcript has 3 exons. The annotation marks the transcript as partial. Gene Ontology annotation, molecular function: NAD+ kinase activity. Lineage: Eukaryota; Metazoa; Arthropoda; Insecta; Hymenoptera; Formicidae. Gene Ontology annotation, biological process: NAD+ metabolic process; NADP+ biosynthetic process. The record is from RefSeq and is a predicted model, not a curated record.